Molecule: messenger RNA, 4050 nt
Organism: Poecilia reticulata (guppy)
Lineage: Eukaryota; Metazoa; Chordata; Actinopteri; Cyprinodontiformes; Poeciliidae
Source: RefSeq, a predicted model, not a curated record
CGAAGAAUUACUGAUUUUCAAUAUGUUGAGCCGAAAAUUCAAUAGAAAGCACCUGGAAGGAACAUCAUCUGAAAACAUUUCUGAGGGCCAAGAAGAACCAGAAACAGAUGUAACUGACUCAUCAAGUGACACAAAGAGCCCUGAGUAUCAGGACCGACCCAAAGACAACGACUCAUCUGAGGAAACCAGACCAAGGGGAAAGGAAGCAACUGUUUGCAAUGAUGGUGCUCAACUUUAUCGAUCUGGUAGUUUUAGAAAAGCACAAGGAAAAAUUAACAAAAUUUCUACACUUGAAAGGUUUUCUGCUUUUGGGAACAUCAAGGAUAAAGAUUCUCCUCCUGACCCGGUCCCAGCCUUGGUUCUGCUGUUCUACCGACCUCCAGCUGAUCCUGAGUCUGAACACGAGAUUAAUGUGUUGAUGCUGUCACAAAACGUUUUUGGUGAUGUGCUGCGUUUCAGGAGGAAAUUAGAUCAAGAUGAAAUUUUCCUGGAGAUAUUUCCAGACUGCAAACUGCAGCCGAAUCAGGUUUACUCUCUGUCUGCCUCUCUUGGAGGCGACUCGGUUCUGGUUCAGCCCAAAGAAGCAGAAUUUGAUGCAGAAUCCUAUGACAAUUACCUGUCAAAGUUCUGUGUUUCUUUUGAGAAAAUGAUGAAACUCAUCAGUCUGUCUCUGAGGGACAGCAGCUCCAACAUCGUCUGGGAGAGACAGGUUUGUCUUUCUGCUGCUGGAUUCAGAAGAUCCUGGGGACCGACCCGACAGAACCUCAGUCCAAUAGAGAAACUGAAGGAGAAAAGGAUUAGACCCACUGGCGGUGUAUCUGAACCUGUUCGGCAGAUUUUCCAGAAGAAACUAAUGAAGACUAAAUCUGAGUGUGAGAAACCAAAGAAGAAGAUCAGAUAUGGCAGCGUUCUCCAACAGUCUUUCACCACAGAUUCCUCUGAGGAGGAAACCAGCUGUUCAGGGGAUCUGAAAGUUUCUCCUUCCUCUGAUCCAACUCAGAGCGACUCCGUCCCAAACAGAACCUCCACUGACCUUCUCCAGACUUCAGGGUCCGGUUUGAGAAGAAGAGGCCUCAGUGCCUUGUCUUCUUCUCUCAACAUUUCUUUGAUUAAACACAAUCCUGUUUCACGUUUCAGUCUCUCACCCCCAGCUGUUAGUUCACCCAACGUUUUCUCAGAUUAUCUAACAGAAAACUUUACAAAUGUCUACCGAGGCUAUCCACUGUCACCGUAUUUCUCUAGUGGAUCCAGUCUGACCGGUUUCUAUCCUCCAUCACAACCGAAAAAAGCAAGAGGAGGACAAACUAAAGAACAGGAAAGAAUGAGUGAGCUUUCUGUCUGGAGGAGAAACAGACUUGGAUAUCAACCGGACUCAAUUAUAGAAAUGGAAGAAAGACAUCGUGAGCAUCAAAAUAAAUCAUUAUAUCAAAAAGUACAAUCCUCUUCCACAAACGUCCAAAGUUCAGAUUUAUCUCCACUGCCCCGGCUAUCCUUACCCAGGUUUUAUUCGCCAGGCGGUGCUUUUUCAACUCAUUAUCCUCUGGGUUUACCAACUAGUAGAACAGUACCUCCAUUUGGUCUUAAAAUGGAAACUCUGAGCAAAGACUUGAAGCAGACAGAAAAUCCUGCAGCUGACGAGGAUCAAUUAGAAAAACCUGAAGAUCUUCAGCACGUCCCAUUGUCCAGCAUGUUUACAAUUGCAUCUCUCCAACAGUCUUUCACCACAGAUUCCUCUGAGGAGGAAACAAGAGGCUGUUCAAUGGAUCUCUUUGGGAACGUCAAGGAUGAAGAUUCUCCUCCUGACCCGGUCCGAGCCUUGGUUCUGCUCUUCUACAGACCUCCAGCUGAUCCUGAGUCAAAACACAAGAUCAAUGUUUUAAUGCUGCCAAAAAACGUUCUCAGAACUGUACUGCAUUUUAGGAAGCUGUUAAAUGAUAAUGAGAUUUUCCUAGAGAGGCCUCCAGACUGCAAACUGCAGCCGAAUCAGGUUUACUCUCUGUCUGCCUCUCUUGGAGGUAAGUCGGUUCUGGUUCAGCCCGAAGAAGCAGCAUUUGAUGAAGAAUCCAGUGACAGUUAUUUCUCAAAGUUUUGUGUUUCUUUUGAGGAAAUGAUGAAACACAUCAGUCUGUCUCUGAGGGACAGCAGGUCCAACAUCGUCUGGGAGAGACGGGUUUGUCUUUCUGCUGCUGGAGUCAGAAGAUCCUGUAGACCGACCCGACAGAACCUCAGUCCACAGGAGAAACUGAAGGAGAAAAGGAUUAGACCCACUGGCGGUGUAUCUGAACCUGUUCUGCAGAUUUUCCAGAAGAAACCAAUGAAGACUGAAUCUGAGUGUGAGAAAGCAGAGAAGAAGAUCAGAUAUGGCAGCGUUCUCCAACAGUCUUUCACCACAGAUUCCUGUGAGAAGGAAACCAGCAGCUGUUCAGUGUAUCUGAAUGUUUCUCCUUCCUCUGAUCCAACUCAAAGUGACUCCGUCCCAAACAGAUCAGCCUCUACUGACCUUCUCCAGACUUCAGUAUCCGGUUUGAGAAGAAGAGGCCGCAGUAACUCGUCUCCUUCUCUCCUCUGUUCUCUGAUUCAUCAGGAUCCUCCGUUAGACGUCAGUAUCUUACCCCGAGCUGCUAGUUUACCCAGCAUGAAGCUCCAAAGCAGCUUUGAGGAGUUCACUCCUGGUUUCUGUGGGGAUCCAGAUGAUGAAACCUUCUGGUUCCAGUGCUCCGGUCCAGGCCGGUACCAGUGCAGAGAGAGCGGCCUGGUGUUUGACAUGACGGGAGGAGGAGACGUGUUUUACAGGGUCGUUCCCUGGAACAGCAGAUUACUGAGCCCACAUGGCAAGAAGCCUGCAGGACCUCUGUUUGACAUCAGCUGCCAGCAGCGGUCUGUGGCUCGGCUUCAUCUCCCUCACUGUGAGGUCCGAUCCACAGGACSAUGUCACUUCCUGUCAGUCGCUCACCUCCAUGAUGAAGGCGUGGAGUUUAUCAGGCCUGAGAGGAUCACAGAGACUCACAUCGUCAUCAGCAUCACAGGGUUUUCUGCUUUUGGGAACGUCAAGGAUGAAGAUUCUCCUCCUGACCCGGUCCGAGCCUUGGUUCUGCUCUUCUACAGACCUCCAGCUGAUCCCGAUGUCACUUCCUUCCUCAAUGUGUUGCUUCUUCCAAGGAACAUUGUGAUCCGGGAUUUGAAGCGGACCAGGAGGAAAUUAGCUGAGGAUGAAUUGUUCAUAGAUGCUCCUCCACACUGUAAACUACAACCUGAUCAGGUUUACAUUCUGUCCACCAGUCCUGAAAACGAAUCAGUUAAGGUUCAGCCACAGGAAGCCGAGUUUGAUGGAGAGUAUUAUAAAGACUACUUUCCAUCAUUUCAGGUUACCUUAAAAACCCUGAUUAGAGAUAUUCACCUGAAUUUGGUGCAGAAAAGCAGCUCCUGUUGUGUUUGGGAGCGAGAUGUUCAUCUUUUACCUACUAAAAUGAAAACACAGCCGCUUUCAACUGAGCAGCUGAAGGAAAUACGAAGCAGCAUCAUUGACAGGAUAUCAGGAGCUAAUCUGAAAACUCUGCUGGACAAACUGCAGCUGAAAGGGAUGAUGACUGAACCUGAGAGCGAGGAAGCAGCGGAGAUGAAGAGCAGACAUGACAAAGCUCAAUUUAUAAUCGAUACAGUGUGGAGGAAGGAUGGAGCUUCAGAGAUGAUUGAGAUUCUCAUUGACAUCGACCCUUUCCUCUGCARAAAACUCAAGUUAAUCUGAUGCUGGGCAGGUUUAGCUGAAACCAGAUAUUUACAUACAUGAGAAGAUCAGAGAAGAUAAAGGUCGACUUCUAGUCGACACGGYGAGGAGGAAAGGAGACGAUGCAAGUUCAAAAAUGAUCCGGUUCCUCUGUGAACUCGAACGUGGCUGCAGGUCUGAUUUUUUAUGGAUUUCAUUGCUUGUUGUGUUUUAUUAUAUACCCACACCCUCAUUAUUGGAAGAUGAAAGUGCUCAAUUAUGAAUAAUUUGUCAAACAAACAUGUUAUUUCUGUAUGUGAAAUAAAAUAAAACUGUUCUUAACUGUA